This is a messenger RNA of Drosophila virilis, 2464 nucleotides long. RefSeq names its product probable methyltransferase-like protein 25. NCBI's taxonomy places the organism in Eukaryota, Metazoa, Arthropoda, Insecta, Diptera, Drosophilidae. The record is from RefSeq and is a predicted model, not a curated record. Gene Ontology annotation, molecular function: rRNA (adenine-N6,N6-)-dimethyltransferase activity. Gene Ontology annotation, biological process: rRNA modification.
AUCUAGUAAUUAGUACUGAGUAAAGUAUUCCGGUCAGCUAUUCCCACUAAAUGGGAAAUGCGGGCAUUCGAAAUUGUGUUGAAUGUUUUAAAUAAUAUAAGAAACUUUAAAAUAUAUAAGAAUUAACUCUUACAAAGUUAGAAUUAGAAUUUGGAAGUUAUCAUUUUGAACUCUUGCAUUUUAGUCGCAUUGGUUUAUUCUUCCUCAGCCAUGUCUCUACCGACGAUCUUUGCUAAUGACGACACAUACUUUAGAAGUGCUGUGGGUUUUUUACAAAAGUACUCCUGGAUAUACCGUGAAGCCAAUACGUGCUGCCUCAAGUCUCUUAACGAUAUGCCUAGCAAUUUCAAGGAUUACUUUCUACGACUAUCAAAUGAACACCUUAACAAAUUUCCAUUUGUACAUGAGCAUUUAGACGGGUGUCCCAAGGAGGUGGAAUGCUUCCGCGAAGAGAUAGCUAAGCUGACACCUACUCAAACAGCUCUAUCAGCUCCCCCGUUGCCAAGGAACUUUUCUGGCAAUAACCGCAAGAUAGCAACCAAAAAACUUCAUGAAAUUGAACAGUUGGCAGCACACAUUCAUGGACACUGCGCAGAUACGCAAUUCAUAAUCGACUUGGGUUCCGGGCUGGGUUACCUCAGCGAAGCGCUGCUUCAGCGAAAUGAUAAUUAUUUGAUACUUGGCCUGGAAGCAGACGAGCAGCGAGUGCAAGCGGCGCGCCAACGCAGCCAGGAGCUGCUUCCACAGAAGACGCACAAAUCUAUUAGCUACCAGCAGCUAUUUAUCACAGCAGACGCCAGCUCCUGUGCUCGCAUCGAGCAAUACGCAUCUGAGCUGGCCGCGGGCAACGAAUUGCCAAGAGCGCUGCGCACAACUAUAAUUGGCUUGCAUGCCUGUGCGGACUUAAGCAUAAGCGCAAUGCUAUUAUUCUUGGCUAUGCCACAAGUGCGAUGUCUACAUAUAAUGCCCUGCUGUUAUCACAAGCUCGCGCUGCGCUGCGAAGCUGAAGGUCCAGCGGACGACAGCUCUGCCAGGAGCUCUUUCAUAAACUUUCCCCUCAGCAAAGUGCUUCGUGAGGCUAUGUCAGCUGAUUGUGCGGUCGCCUGGUUCAACCGACCGUUUAUGCGGUUGGCGUGCCAGCAGACCAACUCGCGUUGGCGCUGCGAUGCUCGCGCGCAUGCAGAGAACGGAAGUCGGAUGUUUGUGCGUGCCUUGGCGGAAGCCCUAUGCGAUGCCGACGAGCUGACGAAAGUGAAGCGGUACGAUACAAAAGAGGCGCGUGCCCAGGGCCCAACCCAACAGGAUGUGCUCACCUUUGCCGACAUACAGCAGAAAUAUCAGUUGUGGUCGCGGCAAACGGACCAGCCACUGGACUGGCGGUCCGUUCAUGAGACUCGCUUUGCUGAAAUAACCGAACUGUACGCCGAUGGUCGUGGCUCCCUUCUGGCUGAGGCAUUGUGUUGUUUGCAGGCCAGCAUACAGCAACUCUGCGAGAACGUGGUACUCUACGACCGUUUGUGUUACCUCAGGGAAGUGGCUGCAGCGCAGCAGUUGCGCCUGGAGGUGCGCUACGAAAAACUGUUUGAUGAGAAAGUAUCGCCGCGUUGUCGUGUCCUGAUUGCCGAAAAGUUGUGAUGCGGGCGGCCCAAGAAACGCUCGUGUGGUGGAUCCGGAUGACAUUGUUGCCCGUGCCGCUUAAUGCAAUUAGCAAGCACUUCGCCACUAGCUUAAAAAGCUGUUUAGACUUUAUGCUGGGCUUGGCAUGUGGACUCCACUCCGCGCGGGGACUCAGCCGUAUACCGCUAUCCGUUGCCAUCAAUUAAAAUCAAUGCCAGCUAAGAGAAACUUUCUGUAACGACGACUUACAGCAUUUUUUUCAUUUCGCAUUUUCUGUUCAAGAAACCAUUUUACGAGUAAGUGCUCUUUGCUUUUUGCUCAUUACUUGUAUCAGUAUGGGCCUUGCUAUGUUAAUUAAAUUUCUUGUAGUACCUAUGUGUAUAUACAUAUGUAUGUUUAGGUGGAAGCAAGUGUAUCGGGCCGCAGAGAAACAUAUACGCAACACAAAUGCAUUAGCGCAAAGGAAAUUGUUUUAUUAAGGGGAAUAUAUUGUCCUCUGAGCCCACCUACAUUAAAGAAUACUAUAAUUGUUUGUAGUUAGGAAUUUAACCAUGGCCUCCAUUGAUAAAAAAAAAUAUUAGAGAGCUGAAAGUGUCUUCAUUUCUAAUUGUAUUCAAAACUUGUAUCGAUAUGAAGUGCUAAAGCUACUUUAAAUCAUCCUUCAAAAACCCAUCCAUUUCAAGGAACUUAAUAUUUUGAGAAGUCAAGGAUUGAAUAUUUGCAAUGAAAACUUAACGCAAUUAAAAAAAAAAAACACCUUUUAGUAAUUAAGUAUAUAUUUUCUUGCAUUUAUUUAACGUUUACAAUUGUACGAGCGAAUAGGUAAUACAUGCCUGAAUUUUGUGCA